Effrenium voratum is the source of this 609-nucleotide messenger RNA. NCBI's taxonomy places the organism in Eukaryota, Dinophyceae, Suessiales, Symbiodiniaceae. The record is from the annotation of a GenBank genome assembly.
AUGGAGAGCCUUCCUUUGACCAGCCUGAAGCGCGUGUUUCAGAGCGCUCCGAUCCACUCCGCAGUGCAGAGUGCCACCUUGCCGCAGUUCGUGCUGGCAAGGAAAGGCCCAGCGGCCGCGCACGCGGCCGAGCUGGAGGCGUUCCUCCGUUCCGUGGAGCGGAACCCCGAGGUCUUCAAGCGAAGCAUCCGGCACAAGAGGCACUUGAAGCGCUCCCUGUGGUCCACCUGCGAGACUCCGGACAGCGAGGAUGAGCAAGAAGGUCGCAUCGAGAUACAUGAAGCGAAGGGUUGCCUGCUGCUAAAGGGGAGGCGCCAGGCCCACGGGGAGCUGUACAGCCCCUGCUUGUCUUUGCGCCUCACCAAGAUCCGGACACCAGGAACCUGGAACAAGAUCUUCAGCGAGGUGUGGCAGCAUAAGCUCAUGGUCAAGGAGCUGGGGCCCUUUGGGGCGGAGCGCUUCGAUGGGAUCAAGGAUGGCAAGACCUUCCUGCGCGCAGGCUACAACUUGGACGACCCCGACUUUUGGGGCAAUGUGGAUAACUAUGUGACAACUGCCGUGAAGCAGUCAGGCUAUACUUCAGCGCCAAAGAAGCUCGCAAUGGCCUGA